UUCAACGUCGUGCAGACGUACUUGUUUAGGUUGCACCGCAAAUUUACAUAUUGAAAAUCAACAAAUUUUUCAAGAUAAAAAAACCACAAAAAUUAACGAAAUCAAGAAGUGGUGUACUUAAUGAAAUUACAGACAAUUAAGACUUUCAGGCCAAGUAAAUUAUUUGCAAAAGGGGGCAAUUGUCACCAAAUGGACUGAUUCGAGUCCAAGCCAAGUAUAGCAGCAAUCGUCAGAUUUACCUCUAAAAGCAAUAAGCCUGUCUAACAAAACAGAGCUACCGAAAUAUUCCUGUUGAUCUGGUAUACCCUUUGGAAGCUGCUGGGAAAUAUUCAUACAAAUAUACUUGUUGUUUGUGGAAUAUUUAGCGACGGGAAUUGGUCGAACGCCCACAUACGUAUUGGCUCUGGUUGGUGUGUUGAUACGAACUGCGGACUGAAAGCGUUUGAAGCGUUCAGUGUUAGAUCGAAAACAGUAGUAGAAAGAAACGGUCCAGUUCAUAAGAGCGCUUAAGUUAAUAUCUACAGAGAAGUGUAUCUUUCACAUUGCUGCAGCCAGGGGAAGACAUGGAAAUUGACCCAUCUCCUGUACCACCACCUCAGGAGUACUCAGAUAAUCCCAGCGUGCCUUACCAGUCAGAGUCUUCAAUGAACUUUGACUAUUUACACGGUUUGCACGCCGACACUUCCAUGGAUUCCAGCAGCAGAGUUGAUGUUGGAUCUCACCGGCAUUUCGCGGGCAUUGGCGUUGGCUCUUCCAACUUUGGAGGCGGCCAUGUCGACGAUAGAGUGGUAGACAGACCUUUCAAUCUUAAUGAAAGAUUCGUUACAGUAUUGGACCAGCUUGAUUCUCGGGUCGAAAAGUUUCGAAAAGAUGCCCUCGGUCUUCAAGAGAAACGUGACUUUCUUCUUAUGUCCAUUGAUCUGAUAAAAAGCAACGACUUGAUGCAUACUUUAUCUGAAUCCGAACGAGAAGAAAUCGGAUGCUACAUUCAACGUGUCAAUUCGCGCCUGUCCACAGUUGAGCUGCAUGUGCGCACUGUACGUGAUCAGUCUCAGGAAGAUUCUCUAAGUCAAAUAAAUGCUCUCAUCGAUAUGAUGAUAACUCUGGGCGAUCCUACUUUGUCGCGCCAACGGUGUCAGAUGUAUUUGAAUGCCUGUUGCAGUGCAGGCGAGACUGGAAAUUUACCAACAUUCAGCGAGGAGGCCAUCGAUAUGGACGCCGGCCCGGUUGACAAGAAAUUCGAAAGUGUGCUGCUUGGGUGCACUCUAGACGAUCAAAAGAACAUCAAGAAACGCUUACAGGCUCUGAUGGGUUAUCUAAAUAAACAAAUUAUACACCAUUGAAGCCGGACGGGUUCUGAGUUAGUCAUCAUUAUAAUAGUUUCGUAUUUUUUACUCUUACAACAAAAUGGUUAGGCCAGAUAUCAUAAUAGAGGCGUUUCGGAGUCAUCAUCGUAUUAUCUGCCACAGAAUCCAGGGCGUCCGUAGCGGCAUAAUUGCCGCUGAAUACAAAUUUACAUUUACAUUUACAGUAGCCAAUAAGAAUUUCGUUUUAGCUUUUACGAGUUUGGUUAAUUCAUCCUAAAUUUGAAUUCCCACUUAUUAAAUAAAUUAAAUUAUUUGUUAUUUUUCUUUUAUACAUACAACAAGCUUGGAAUGUCAACUGAUUUUAUGUAUUUAAUGAAAUGCGAUUAAUGGUAAAUAAAUAAAACCAUCCAAUGAGUACUGCGUCUGAAA
Stomoxys calcitrans (stable fly) is the source of this 1736-nucleotide messenger RNA. RefSeq names its product BAG family molecular chaperone regulator 2. Gene Ontology annotation, biological process: protein stabilization. NCBI's taxonomy places the organism in Eukaryota, Metazoa, Arthropoda, Insecta, Diptera, Muscidae. Gene Ontology annotation, molecular function: protein-folding chaperone binding; adenyl-nucleotide exchange factor activity. The coding region runs from base 564 to 1343 and encodes 259 amino acids. The transcript is spliced from 5 exons. The record is from RefSeq and is a predicted model, not a curated record.